This is a messenger RNA of Xiphophorus couchianus (Monterrey platyfish), 3500 nucleotides long. It is a transcript of the gene cdt1, whose product is annotated as chromatin licensing and DNA replication factor 1. The transcript has 10 exons. Gene Ontology annotation, cellular component: nucleus. Gene Ontology annotation, molecular function: DNA polymerase binding; DNA binding. NCBI's taxonomy places the organism in Eukaryota, Metazoa, Chordata, Actinopteri, Cyprinodontiformes, Poeciliidae. Gene Ontology annotation, biological process: mitotic cell cycle; regulation of DNA-templated DNA replication initiation; DNA replication checkpoint signaling. The record is from RefSeq and is a predicted model, not a curated record. Bases 149 to 2191 code for a protein of 680 amino acids.
UUUUUGAAUUGGAAGUGAAUUUGAAUUUGAUGACAUUCUAACUGGUUUAGUUAUUCAUUUUUGUGUAUCGUGUCACUUCCUCGCUGACGCUCAUAUGUACCAAGUGUAAAGUAGCACAGUGUGCGCAUGCGUCAAGAGGCGGGCAGGAAUGGGGGCGUGGCUUUUACUGAUUUCGCGCGAAAAUUCCACUCGCCUUCCGUCCGCAGGCUAUAAUACACGGCGCGGUGCUGUUUGCGGGUUCUGGUUCUGCAGCGGCGACAGCAACAUGUCUCAGGCUCAGGUCACCGAGUUCUUCUGUCAGCGGAAGAGCGGAGCAGCGAGGGCCCCGGGACAUCGGCGCAAAGGACGGGUGAGAGGCUCCUCGGCCAGCGGCUUCCACCAUGGAAACAAAGAGUCCGCUCUCUGCUGCUCCCCGGUCCGUGAGGAGUUUGUCCGGGUUGUAGACGAGGCGGCGGGGCUGAGUAAUGACCGGCAGUCCGCCUCCAGCAGACCGGACACGGACCCGGCCAGUCCCCGGACUCCCAAAAGGAGCUCGGCCGAGGCAGAGUUCGACCUCGGAGCCGCAGUGUUCUCAGCCGCGGCCGAGCACUCCUCGGUCAAAAGGAGACGGCAAGCCGGAAGGGCCAGAGACGCUGAGGCGAACACGACUGAGAAAACAACAAGGGGGACAGCCAGGAAGAAGCUCGUCCUGCCCGAGGACACAACACAGGCUUUCUGUAAGGAUGACAUCACAGCGCUCAGGUCUCGCCUCCAGAAGAUCAGGCAGCAGGCGGAGAACAUCGCCACCUCCACCUCUCCAGCAGCUUCUAGCCAUGCAGCCGGGGCCCCCCCAACCUCAGGGCCAAGGGACCAACCUGAGUCUGGGACCACGGCUGUACUCUCCUCAGGGACCAGGGCCUCCAGCUUCACUGUGGCCCGGGCCAGAGAGCUGGCCGCUAAGGCCCAGAGGAGGAAGGAGGAGAGGGAAGCAGGCGAAGUCAAGCUGAGCCAGGCUCCGCCUCCAGCUCUGGCUCCGCCUCCAGCUCCAGACGGCGGGGCGGAGCAGCCGGCGUACCAGCGGUACCACACCCUGGCCCAAGCCACUCCCCCUGGCCUGUCCCUGCCUUACCAGUACAAGAUCCUGGCAGAGAUGUUCCGCAGCAUGGACACUGUGGUCGCCAUGCUGUACAACCGCUCAGAGACGGCCACCUUCGCCAAGAUCAAGCAGGGAGUGCAGGACAUGAUGCACAGGAGGUUUGAGGAGAGCCAUGUGGGUCAGAUCAAGACGGUGUUCCCUGCAGCGUUCUCCUUCAGGCAGCAGAAGAACAUCCCAACGUUCAACAGCAACGUCAGCAGAGGAAGCUACCAGCUCACCGUGGAGCCCGUCCUCAGCUCCGACCGGAAUGAAGCGAGACCUGUGCUGUCCGCCUCCCGUCUCCUGGAGAGAAGACGCGUCUUUCACCAGAACCUGAUCUCUGUUGUCAAACAGCAUCACAAGGCCUUCCUGUCCUCGCUGGUCCCCCCCGUCUCUGUCCCGGAAGACAAACUGACCCGCUGGCAUCCCCGCUUCAACGUGGACGCCGUCCCCGCCGUCCAGGUGGGCUCGCUGCCUCCGCCCCCCCACACGGAGAACGUGUCCACAGCCCAGGAGGUUCUGGAGAAGGCCCGCUCCCUCAUCACCCCCAAGAUGGAGAAGGCUCUGGUCUCUCUGACCCAGAACGCAGGCGAUGCAGACGGAACCAAACCAGUCGGUUCCCAGAACCCAGCAGCCGCUCAGCCUGCAGUGCCUCCUGCAGGCCUGGUGCCGUCCUCCCUGAAAGGCGUGUCUCAGUCCCUGCUGGACAGGAUCCGCGCCAAAGAGGCCCAGAAGCUCCAGGCGGCCAUGACCCGGAACCCGGCCCAGGAGGAGCGGCUGCUGAUGCUGACCCGGCUGGGCGAGUUGGCCCGAAUCCUACGGAACGUCUUUGUCGCAGAGAAGAAGUCGGCGCUGGUCAUGGAGGUGGCGUGCAACCGCAUGGCGGCCAGCUACAGAUCAGCUCUGAGUCUAGGUGAAAUGGAGAAGCACAUCCGUCUCCUGGCUGAAGUGGCUCCUGAUUGGCUGAGCAUUCAUCCCAUCAGGAAGGAUUUCUACCUGAAGCUGAACAAGAUGGUGGAGCUCAACGUCAUUCUGGACAAACUCAAUCACAGACUCCGAGAGGAGGAGCGACUCUGACAGGACUCGACCUUCUGCCUCCGGAUAUAAACUGCUAAUUUCCUGAGAGUUUCUCAGAUUGUUGCAACAUGAAGAUGAUCUCGGUUGGAGAGACGACUUUUUCUAAACCUCAUGACGUGUAGACCCAGCCUGGUUCUGGUGUCCAGCCUCCGGCGAUGGAGAAAGAUUUUUUUUUUUUUUUUUGUUUAUUUUUUCUGAAGGAGGAAUGUUGGAUUGUUGACUUGAUGUCCCUUAGGAUCAAGUGAAAUCAGGAGUGCCGCAUGUUUCUAUGACAACCAUUGAGCCUACCGUCAUCCUCACACACACUGUGUGUGUUGUAAAGUGUCAUGUACCCAGUUUGUUACACAGUACAGGCUCAAGUUCCAGUUAAAUGUGUGAAACAGCCAGUGUGUUCCUGUAGCCUCACGGUGUAGCCAUUUAGCUUCCCUUCAGACUGAGCUUCCUGCUCUCUGAUUGGCCAACACCGGUACAGGCGAUGAUCCCACAGCAGCAUCACUAUAGAGGUGCAGCUCAGUAAAUAAACACAUUAAAAAGUUGACUUCUUUCAAUAAUUCUGUUACAAAUUUGACCUCAUGUGUUUAUUACACACAGCUUGAUGCAAGUUUAGCAAAGCGUUUGAGCCACUGGGCAAUUUUAGGUGUUUUACACGAUGAAGAAAAAUGAAAUAAAACCAACAUUAAAGGAAAGAAAUGAAGAGUUUUUGAAACUUCACAAUGUUCCAGUUAUUAAUCAAAAGCAACUCUAAACAGGCGGGUUUUUAGCCUUGAUUUAACUUUAACUGAAACUCAGUGUUUCAGCUGGUUUUCAGUUUGCUGGACGUUUGUUCCAGGUUUUUGGUGCAUAAAAGCUGAUUGCUGCUACUCCAUGUUUGGCUCUGAGGAUGCAGAGCAGAGCGAAAAUGUGAAGACAUUGUUGCGACUAAAGAUAAACACAUGGAUGAGUUUCUGUAGAUCUUGCUGAGACAUUAGUCCUUUAAUCCUGGAAAUGUCCUUCAGGUAAUAGAAGGCCGACUUUGUAACUGUCUUUAUGUGACUCUGGAGGUUCAGGUCAGAGUUCGUUGGAUUAGUUUAGUUUCUAGCUGUGAUACCCGAAGCGACGUGCUGACUCUGAAUCGUUCCUCAUUAUGUCCAAAGAUGUUUCUGUUCAGCUGGAGAACACUAUGACACAUCCACACGUUGAUUUGUACUAAGCAUCUGUUCAGCAUGGCUGUGUAUCAUCUGCGUAGCUAUGGUAACUAAUCUUAUUUCCUGUUGUGAUCUGAGCUAGCAGUACUUUGUAGCUUUUAAAUAAAAAUGGUUCCAGGACUGAA